Rodentolepis nana is the source of this 411-nucleotide messenger RNA. The record is from the annotation of a GenBank genome assembly. Lineage: Eukaryota; Metazoa; Platyhelminthes; Cestoda; Cyclophyllidea; Hymenolepididae.
AUGAUUAGCAUUGUUUUCCAAACUAGCGAUGUUUCUACUCCCGUCAAAGUCGUUCUCCGAAAUUUUGACGGAACACCGAUUGCAACAUCGAGAGAAGAGCAAGAUGCUGUUGGCUUUCAAAUCAUUCCAGUACUGCUGCUUGGACACACAGCUGAUGUGUCAAAGGGCAUUUCAUCUGAAACAAUGAAGGACGGAAAGAGUAAUGAUACAGAGACCUCAAAGGUGGCUCACAAAUCGGAUUGGCAGUAUUUACUUGAAGGUUAUGUUAAAACGGAGGAAUUGAAAUUUACGGAUAACGAACAAGGAUUGAUUGAGAAAAUUCGAGAGCAGAGGAAAUAUGAGUUAAGUGGUGAGUACUUAUUUGAAGUACCGAUGAUGGUUGAUUCACUUCUUGUCUUAAAAAAUAGGUGA